Dryobates pubescens (Downy woodpecker) is the source of this 497-nucleotide messenger RNA. RefSeq names its product NADH:ubiquinone oxidoreductase subunit A13 (gene NDUFA13). The record is from RefSeq and is a predicted model, not a curated record. NCBI's taxonomy places the organism in Eukaryota, Metazoa, Chordata, Aves, Piciformes, Picidae. The transcript is spliced from 5 exons. The coding region runs from base 30 to 464 and encodes 144 amino acids.
CGGAAGUGACGUCGUGCGCGGCCGCCGGGAUGGCGGCGCCGAAGGUGAAGCAGGACAUGGCCCCGGCGGGGGGGUACGGACCCAUCGACUACAAGAGGCACCUGCCGCGCAGAGGCCUCUCAGGUUACAGCCUCUUCGCCAUCGGCAUCGGCAGCCUCCUGCUGGGCUACUACACCCUCAUCAAGUGGAACCGGGAGCGCAGGCGGCUGCUGAUCGAGGAGCUGGAGUCGCGGAUCGCGCUGAUGCCGCUGCUGCAGGCGGAGUCGGACCGCAGAACCCUGCGGAUGCUGCGGCAGAACCUGGACGAGGAGGCCAAAAUCAUGAAGGAUGUUCCCGGCUGGAAGGUGGGUGAAUCCCUGUUCCACACCGACCGCUGGGUGCCCCCCACAGUGGAUGAGCUCUACUACCUGCGCCCCCCCAGCGAGAUGGACAACGAGAAGUUUGGGCUGCAGUACUACGUCUGAGCAGGGCCCCGCCCUGGCCCCGCCCUGGCCCCG